Messenger RNA from Aedes albopictus (Asian tiger mosquito), 2467 nucleotides. RefSeq names its product phenoloxidase 8-like. The transcript is spliced from 4 exons. The record is from RefSeq and is a predicted model, not a curated record. Bases 314 to 2371 code for a protein of 685 amino acids. Gene Ontology annotation, molecular function: oxidoreductase activity. NCBI's taxonomy places the organism in Eukaryota, Metazoa, Arthropoda, Insecta, Diptera, Culicidae.
CGCUCGCUAAUCAUCAAACCAAAUUUGGUGGUUUAUGGAACUGACACAAAUAUGUAUCGCUGCCUAAUUAGUCACUCAAUGCUAGUUCCAAAUAUGUGUAUCUAGCGGCUCGUACACAUCUGACCACUUAUUUUGGCGCUCAAACAUAUCAAAUUCUGCGGUUUACGACUGACACGUUUCGGAAGCAAAGCAUGUGGUUCACAGUCAAACUUAUUUGGCUAUAUAAGCUGAUUUUUGUCCAUUUGUCUAUCAUACCUUAUUAGAUUUUCCGUUUGGUCACAUUCAGUUGCAUUUGGUGUUUUAAUCGGUAACAAUGGCCACCGGAAAUCGCAAUUUGCUUGCACUGCUGCAACGUCCCCUGGAGCCUACAUUCUAUCCCAAGGAUGACGGAAGAACGGUGAUCGACCUACCGGAGAACUAUCUCACCGAACGCUACAGACCAAUUGGAGCGAACAUCCAGAACCGAUUUGGAAACGACGCCGAUACCCGAAUUCCCGUUCGCAAUGUAGGAAGUCCAAACAUUGCCUUUGCGGAGGCCAUUCCUCGCCGGGGUGGAUUUUCCUUGUUCAAUCAAAGGGAUCGUAGUGUUGCCGGAGAGUUGAUUACGUUUUUCGUGAACCAGCCGGAUCCAGAUACGCUGAUGGCAGUAGCUGCGUAUGCUCGAGACCGUGUGAACCCUGUUCUGUUCCAGUAUGCGCUAGCCGUUGCCAUUCAACAUAGACCGGAUACGCGUGAGUUGAACAUUCCAUCGUUCUUGGAGCUGUUCCCGGACUCUUUUGUAGAUCCCUCGGUGUUCCCCAAGUUGCGUGAAGAAGGUUCGGUCGUUCAACAGGAGAAUCGGAUGGUCAUCGACAUCCCGUUGAAUUUCACCGCUUCUGAACGCGAAGAGGAACAGCGGCUGGCGUUCUUCCGCGAGGAUAUUGGAGUUAACCUGCACCAUUGGCACUGGCAUCUGGUGUAUCCAGGAGAUGGACCCGAUGCAGUUGUCCGCAAGGAUCGUCGUGGCGAGUUGUUCUACUACAUGCACCAACAGCUGAUUGCCCGAUACAAUGUGGAACGGUUCUGUGCCCGUCUUGCUCGAGUUCGACCAUUAAACAAUCUACGUGUACCCAUUCCCGAGGGUUACUUCCCGAAGAUCAUCAGAAGUUUGACCAACCGUGCGUUCCCACCUCGUCCACAAAAUCAAGUUUUGUCUGAUAUUAAUCGGGUGGAUGAUCAAGUGGUUUUCACCAUAACUGACUUGGAAAAUUGGGAGCAACGUAUUGCAUCCAGUAUUGAUGCAGGAUUUGUAAUGGGAACAAACGGCCAACGCAUACCCUUGACAGAACAAAAUGGUACUGAUAUCUUAGGUAACAUCAUGGAACCUUCCUCGCUUUCGGUCAACCGCCAAUUCUACGGAAGCUAUCACGGAAAUCUGCACAACGUCAUUGCAUAUAGUCAUGAUCCAGAGGGUCGUUUCCUGGAAGGCUAUGGAGUUGUUGGAGAGUUCCAAACGGCCAUGAGAGACCCCACGUUCUACCGUCUGCACGCUCAAGUUGAUAACAUGUUCCAUCGCCACAAAAAUACUCUACCACCUUAUCAAGCCAGCCAGCUCAACUAUAACGGAGUUCAAAUUCAGUCGCUUGGAGUUCAGCUGAAUCGUGCUAAUGCCCCGGCGAACGUGCUUCUGACCUAUUGGCAACGCUCGCAGGUUGAUUUGGCAACUGGUUUGGACUUCGGCCCACAAGGAAACGUCUUCGCUUCGUUCACCCAUCUUCAACAUGCUCCGUUCACUUUCCGCCUGAUGGUCAACAAUACUGGUGCUAGACGUCGAGGAACUUGCCGAAUCUUCAUUGGCCCGAAGACUGACGAACGCAAUGUUCCGCUUACUUAUCAGGAACAACGCAUUCUCAUGAUUGAACUGGACAAGUUUAAUGUUACUUUGAACCCUGGUAACAACAGCAUCGUACGUCGUUCAGAACAAUCCAGCGUGACGAUUCCCUAUGAGCGAACCUUCCGCUCGGUAGCUCUCUCCAAUCAACCGACUGGUGCUGAACAGUUCCGGUUCUGUAAUUGUGGAUGGCCAUCUCACCUGUUGAUCCCCAAGGGCACUCCGGAGGGAAUGACCUUCGAUCUGUUUGCGAUGAUUUCUGACUUCACCGGCGAUACUGUCAAUCAGGAGUUUGACGAAAACGUGGACUGUAAUGACUCGCACUCGUUCUGCGGCCUUCGUGAUCGUCUGUAUCCGGAUCGUCGUCCGAUGGGCUAUCCGUUCGAUCGUCCUGCCACGGGCGCCACUAGAAGCUUGCAGGACUUCACACGUCCGAACAGCAACAUGGCCUUGGCUAAUGUGCAAAUCCGGUUCACCAACACAGUUAUUGCAAGGACCUAAAGAAUAACAAACUUUACGAAAUAGGCACAUUGAUAUUGACUUGUAUGUAUAUUUUUGGAAUGAAAUCGAAUAAAUUUGGCAAUAAUCUGCAAUGAA